AUUCCAAAGAUGAAUCAUACGACUAAAGACGAGCGUUAUGAAGUUGAAUAUUUGGAAACGCCCGUUAUAUCAGAGAAUGACGAUCUAAAAUAUAGAGUUAUCAGAUUACCAAAUGGUUUAACAGCUUUGCUGAUAUCUAGUAGAGAGGAAAGAAAUGAUACAAGCAAAGAUGGUUGCAAAAAAGAUGAAUGCAACAAAGAAGAUAAUUCCUCAGUUGAACAAAUUGACAUAGAUAACUGGCAGGCAGAAUGCAGCUUGUGUAUAGGAGUAGGCAGUUUCAGCGAUCUACCAGAAAUUCCAGGCAUAGCACAUUUCCUUGAGCAUAUGGUUUACAUGGGAUCCGAAAAAUAUCCUCAAUACGAUUUUCAUGAAUUUAUUAGUAAACAUGGUGGAUAUACUUUUGCUUUAACAGAACACGAGCAUACAAAAUUUAUCUUUAGUAUCCAAGACAAACACCUGUUACCAGCUCUCGAUCGUUUUGCUCAAUUUUUUAUUAAACCCCUGAUGAAGAAAGAUGCCAUCAUACAGGAGCGAAAGGCCAUAGAAAGCGAGUUUCAAUUGGCUUUACCCAAUGACGAUAUCAGAAAGGCACAACUGAUGGCCUCUUUAGCGCGAAUUGGUCAUCCAGUCAACAAAUUUACUUGUGGCAAUUUAAUAACAUUGCGUGACAAUGUGGAUGAUGACAAAUUGUAUGAAGAGCUGCACAAGUUUAGAAAGCGCCAUUAUAGCGCUCAUAGAAUGAAGCUAGCUAUACAGGCGACGUUACCAUUGGAUACAUUAGAAAACUAUGUCACAAAGUGCUUUGCUGAUGUACCAAAUAACGGGCUGCCUCCUGAUAACUUUACCGCAUUUAAAGACGGUGUUUCUUUCGAUACUCCUACUUUCCGAAAAAUGUAUAAAGUUAAGCCUUUCAAUGAUACAAAUCAACUACAAAUAACAUGGGCUAUGCCUUCAGUACUUGAUUUUUGUAGAAGUAAACCAUGUGAAUAUAUCGCGUGGAUUAUUGAACAUAAAGGAAAAGGUUCUUUAAUUAGUUAUCUGCACAAAAAAAUGUGGGGAUUUAAUUUAUUUAGUUGUAGUCAUGAAAGUGAUUUUGAAAACAAUUCUAUGUACGCCUUAUUCAAGAUUAUUGUAGUGCUUUCCCGUGAAGGACAACAGCACUUGGAGGAAAUUUUAAAUGCAUUAUUUUCUUUUAUCAAUUUAUUAAAGAAGGAGGGUCCGCAGAAAAGAAUUUAUGACGAGAUUUGUACGAUUGAAGAAAAUGAUUUUAGAUUUUUAGGUCUGACGGAUAAUGUAGAGGAUUUGUGUAAGACGAUGCAUUUCUAUGUACCACACGAUUAUAUAACUGGGAACGGUAAUCUUUAUUUUGAGUAUAACCCAGAAGCUAUACAAAAAUGUUUAAAUUAUAUGUUGCCAGAGACCGCGAAUAUCAUGAUUUUCAACAAAGAUUUUGACUGUCCCGAAUUAAAUAAAGUCGAGCCGUGGUUUAAGACCAAAUAUACAGACAUUGAGAUACCAGAGAAAUGGAUCGAACGUUGGAAAUCUAUCGAGCCAUUGCCAGAUUUUAAUUUACCACUACCAAAUACAUUCAUUACCAGUGACUUCUCUUUAAUAUCGAUGCCAGCAGAGAUGCCAAAAUAUCCUAUACAAUUACACAAGGAUGAUAUAUCGGAGAUUUGGUAUGGCCCAUUUGAUUUGCCAAGAUGUUCUAUGAAUUUCCAUUUUGUUUCCUCUCUGGAACGACAGUCACUGAAGAAUGUAGCUCUCAUGAAAAUGUACUGCAAUGUAUUAAAAAUGCUAUUGAUCGAAGACUUGUAUCCAGCUUUAGCAGCUGGAUUCACUUAUGAUAUUUUUGUCGAUGAGGAAGGUAUCAUAAUAAAAUUAGAUGGGUUUAAUGAAAAACUACCUCUCUUAUUAAUGACUAUUGUAAGAUACAUGGUGGACUAUCCAACCCUUGUUACAAAGGAUUUAUUUGAAAUUGCCAAAGUACAAAAACUUGAAAUAUUGUACAACAAAUUUAGAGAACCUGAUAAACUUGUCAAGGAAGUGAAAUUACAGAAACUUAAUGUCUCCCAUUAUACAAACGUAGACAUGUACACUACUCUAUGUGAUGUUAAUUUUGAAGAAUUCCAAGACUUCGUAAAAUCCUUCACCAAUCAUUUGUUCAUUCAGUGCCUCGUGCAAGGCAACAUGACACAAGACGCUGUAAUUGAAACUGUACGACAAUGUAUCGAAUUAAUCAAUUGCGAUCCUUUGCCCUCUAGUACGUCGUCGCAGAUGAAAGUCACUCAGAUACCUUUGGGUACAUAUUACUGCAAGUUAAAAAAUAUCAAUAAUAGUGAUAUAAAUUCUGUAGUAACGAAUUAUUAUCAAGCCAGUGACACGUCGAUGGAGUUAUCAAUGUUAAUCGAACUGCUGGUUAUGAUAAUGAAAGGACCUUUAUGCAUUCAACUACGAAUUCAAGAACAGCUGGGUUAUAAUGUCUUGUGUGAUUUUGUAGAUUUCAAUUUAGGGUAUUCUAUUUCUGUUCACACUCAAGCAGAUAAACACACAACCGAACAUGUGGACCAGCGAAUCGAAGAAUUUCUGAAAUCGUUUAAUAAGAUUUUGGAAGAAUUCUCAGAAGAGAAAUUGGAUGAUGUAAAGGAAGCGCUAAUAACAUUGAAGCGAUCUGCCAAUUUCGUGUCUGUGAAAGAAAUAGUUGAGAGAAACUGGAAUGAGAUCAUAAGCUACAAAUACAUGUUUGACAGAUUUGAGAAGGAAACGCUUGCAAUAAAGAACAUAAAAAUCACUGAACUAAGAGAAUGGUUUGCAAAGCACACACUGAACGGAAGUAAUUUUAGAAAAUUGAGCGUACAUGUGAUAGGAACUGAUCCAAAGGAAAUUACGGUCAAGAAAGCAAAUAAUACUGCAGAGAAUUGCAAGAAAAUGAAUUUUUCUUUAGAAUAUAUAAUUGAUGAUCUGCAGCAUAAGAAAAUUGAAGAUGAUGUUACGAACGAAGAAGAUUAUAAGAACAAACUGUUAUUUGAAACUGUACCUCCUGCCUCUGUAGAGAAUAUGGUAGUACCUGCUUCCAAAUUGUCUGCGGAAGAAGGAAAAAUGUUAGUUCCUUCUCAGCAUACAGAAUCGGACAUAGAAUUGGAAUCAUUACAUUUCUCCGUUGAGCAUAGGCAAGAUCAGAAAAGAACACAAAGUAACAUUGAUGAAAACUUCGAAGAUCCAGAAAUUCCAUUAAAAAGGCAGCGAUGUAUUUCAAAAACGACACAUAUUUCAGAAUCUUCUGACAUUUCUAUCGAAACUUCGCAAUCUGCAUUGACAAGUAACGAGAUUUGGAAUUUAUUAGAAGUUUUGUGGCGUGACGAGCCGCGCGUCCAGUUCAGUCAACUUAUUCCAGAGGACACAUACACGAAGAGCGAUGCUACUAUCGCUUUCGAAAUACUUCUUGAAUUUCAUGCACAGAAGAAAAUCAUUUUGCAGCAGAUUGACAAUGAGCGCUUUAAGACUCUAUGGAUUUCAAAGUACAAGGAAAAUUAA
Trachymyrmex cornetzi is the source of this 3534-nucleotide messenger RNA. Its product is annotated as nardilysin. The annotation marks the transcript as partial. Lineage: Eukaryota; Metazoa; Arthropoda; Insecta; Hymenoptera; Formicidae. The transcript has 17 exons. Gene Ontology annotation, molecular function: metal ion binding. The record is from RefSeq and is a predicted model, not a curated record.